This is a messenger RNA of Sclerotinia borealis F-4128, 1884 nucleotides long. Lineage: Eukaryota; Fungi; Ascomycota; Leotiomycetes; Helotiales; Sclerotiniaceae. The record is from the annotation of a GenBank genome assembly.
AUGGCUACAGUACGUAUAUGCGUCUGCGGAGACGAUGGGACCGGAAAGUCCAGUCUCAUCACAUCACUGGUCAAAGAUGUAUUUGUUACGAACAAAAUCCAAUCAGUCUUGCCUCAAAUCACCAUACCUCCAAGUAUCGGGACUCCAGAAAAUGUUACCACAACGAUUGUCGAUACAUCUGCAGAACCUCAAGAACGAAAUACAUUACGAAAAGAAAUAAGGAAAUCAAAUGUUAUACUACUGGUAUACUCGGAUCAUUACAGCUAUGAGCGAGUGGCUCUAUUUUGGAUGCCAUACUUCCGCUCAUUAGGUGUGAAUGUACCGGUAGUACUUUGCGCCAAUAAGUCAGAUUCGACAACAAGUGGGAGUACAGCACAAGUGGUUGAGGAUGAAAUGUUACCAGUGAUGGCAGAGUUCAAGGAAAUAGAUUCAUGCAUACGGACGAGUGCCAGAGAACAUCAUAAUGUCAAUGAAGUCUUCUUUUUGUGUCAAAAGGCCGUUACACAUCCAAUUGCGCCGCUUUUCGAUUCCAAGGAAGGCUCUUUGAAACCUGCGUGUGUUGCGGCUCUGAAUAGGAUAUUCUAUUUGAAUGAUAAAGACCAGGAUGGAUAUUUAAGUGAUCAAGAAAUGCAAGACUUUCAAGCCAAGUGUUUUGACAAGUCAUUAGCUCCAACUGAUCUCGAAAACAUAAAGAUAUCAAUUAGUAGAGCUUCUCCAAGCUCUAAUAUGGAGAGAGGGAUCGACCAAAAGGGGUUCAUUCAUCUCAACAAGAUAUUUGCGGAAAAGGGUAGACAUGAGACUAUAUGGAUAAUUCUACGGAAAUAUCACUACACGGAUAGUCUGAGCUUGAAGGAUAGUUUCCUUCAUCCCAAAUUGGAUAUUCCCGAAUCUGCUUCUGCAGAACUCAGUCCCGCUGGCUAUCGAUUCUUCGUUGACCUGUUUCUGCUGUUCGACAAAGAUAAUGACGGGGGCUUGAACGACAACGAGCUAAACGCUCUGUUUGCACCUACCCCCGGACUCCCAUCAUAUUGGCUCGAAUCAAACUUUCCAGCUUCUACAGUCCGCAAUGAAGCUGGCCAUAUAACUCUUCAAGGCUGGCUCGCCCAAUGGUCCAUGACAACCUUCGUCAGUCCCACCACCACACUCUCAUACAUAGCCUACCUUGGUUUCGAACCCACACCCGGCAAACUCUCCACAACCAGCGCAUUAAAAAUAACCAAACCCCGCAAACGACGGCGUCGUCCUGUCCGCACAGAACGUAACGUAGUUCUCUGCUACGUCCUCGGUUCCUCCACUUCAGGCAAAUCCUCCACCCUCGACGCCUUCCUCAACCGUCCAUUCGACCCCCUUUACACCCCUACCAUCAAGCCCCGCGUCGCAGUUAACAGUGUCGAACUCCCCGGCGGCAAACAAUGCUACUUAAUACUCGAAGAACUCGGCGAACUCGAACCCGCCAUUCUAGACAACCAAGCCAAACUCGACGCCUGCGACCUCCUCUGCUACGCAUACGAUUCCUCGGAUCCCGACUCUUUCAGCCACAUCAUCACCCUACAUAAAAAAUACCCCGCGCUCUCAUCCCUCCCCUCAAUAUGCACAGCUCUGAAAGCCGAUCUCGACAAAACAACACAGAGAUGCGAAAAACAACCAGAUGAAUACGCUCAACUCAUGAAUAUGAAUGCGCCACUACAUGUAAGUGUUACCUGGCAUAGUAUUAGUGAGCUUUUCGUUACAUUAGCAGAAGCAGCGACGAAUCCGGCAACGGCGUUUCCAAAAAGUGAGGAGGAAGCACCGGAUAGAACAGGGGUUUGGAUUGCGGUUGGAGCAACGGCUUGCGCGGCGGUAGCGGCAGGCAUGAUUUGGAGGAGGACGUGGUAUGUUGGGUAG